Caretta caretta (loggerhead turtle) is the source of this 1326-nucleotide messenger RNA. The record is from RefSeq and is a predicted model, not a curated record. NCBI's taxonomy places the organism in Eukaryota, Metazoa, Chordata, Testudines, Cheloniidae.
AUGGACCAGGGCAUAGACAUAGACAUAGACUAUGAGGGGGACGGUUUGCUGCUGAGCAAUGCUCCGAAAUGUCGGCACCGGCGCAUGCUGACGCCAGCCUUCCACUUCGACAUCCUGAAGCCCUACAUGAAGAUCUUCAACCAGAGCACUGACAUCAUGCAUGCCAAGUGGCGCCGGCUGGUGGCGUCAGGAUCCACCUCCCUGGACAUGUCUGGUCAGAUCAGCCUCAUGACCCUGGACAGUUUGCAGAAAUGCGUCUUCGGCUGCAACGGCAACUGCCAGGAGACACCCAGUGACUACAUCGCAGCCAUCCUGGAACUCAGCUCCCUGGUGGUGGGACGCCAGCACCGCCUGCUCCUGCACUGCGACUUCCUGUACCGCCUGUCACCCGACGGGCGGCGCUUCCGGCGCGCCUGCGACACCGUGCACCGCUUCACGGCCGACGUGGUGCAGCGGCGCCACCAGGCCCUGAGCCACCGGGGCAGGGAGGCCUGGCUCAAAUCCAAGCAGGGCAGGACGGUGGACUUCAUUGACAUCCUGCUCCUGGCCAAGGAUGAGGACGGCCAGGACCUGUCAGACGAGGACAUCGCAGCUGAGGCCGACACCUUCAUGUUUGAGGGCCACGACACCACAGCCAGCGGCCUCUCCUGGGUGCUGUAUAACCUGGCCUGUCACCCCGAGUACCAGGAGCGCUGCCGGGAGGAGAUCAAGGACUUACUGCGGGACAAGGAGUCGGAGGAGGUUGAAUGGGAGGACCUGUCCCAGGUGCCCUUCUCCACCAUGUGCAUCAAGGAGAGUCUGCGUCUGCACCCGCCCGUCACGGCCGUGUCCCGGCGCUGCACCGAGGACAUCAAACUGCCCGACGGACGUGUCCUACCCAAAGGGAACGUCUGUCUGAUCAGUAUCUAUGGGACGCAUCACAAUCCUGCUGUCAGGCCGGAGCCCCAGGUCUAUAACCCACACCGCUUCGACCCAGAGAACUCCAAGAACCAGCCCCCACUGGCCUUCAUGCCCUUCUCUGCUGGACCCAGGAACUGCAUCGGGCAGAACUUCGCCGUGGCAGAGAUGAAGGUGGUGCUGGUGCUGACCCUGCCCUUCGCCCUGCGGCUGGACCAGAGCAGGCCCGUGCGGCGCAAGCCCGAGCUGAUCCUGCGCAGCCAGAACGGGCUGUGGCUGCACCUGGAGCCGCUGGGGCCCAGCCGUGAGGGCCGGCCCCCCGCACCGCGCUCCUAGGGCCGUGCGCUCCCGCCCGCUGCGGGGAUCCAGCCUGCUCCGCACAGCUCAGGGGCCUGCCGAGUGGAGGACCAGGUGGGGAUCAUGGUGGGG